This is a messenger RNA of Microdochium trichocladiopsis, 820 nucleotides long. RefSeq lists its product as uncharacterized. The transcript has a single exon. Bases 138 to 485 code for a protein of 115 amino acids. Lineage: Eukaryota; Fungi; Ascomycota; Sordariomycetes; Xylariales; Microdochiaceae. The record is from RefSeq and is a predicted model, not a curated record.
GCAUACAUACAUACAUAAACAGACCCGCCCCAAGCAAUGAGCAAGAAGACGUGGAAAGAACUGUACCCACGCCUUCACCAUCAAUAGCGGAAAUCACGCAGCUUCAGUGUCCGAGUACAGUACCAAGAACUACGACAAUGACCACCGUCCCUGCUAGCAGCCCGCCCUAUACGGGUCCCUCCGUCGGCACCAUGCUACAAAAUCAUACGCUUGCCAGGGAGAUCAUCGCGCGUAACAACGAUCCGUGCCCUAUACUCGACAAUGACGAGUUGAAAUUACUCGGUGCAUUCGUCGCUAAUCCCGCCAUUGCGCAAACCACUGCCAAAGACAUCAGAAGCAUUAAUAUCCGCGACAAGGAGCAGGUAGAUGCAUCUGGCAGUCUGGUUCUUUACCUGAUGUAUCUACACGUGUCUGCGGGAGAGGGCUUGACCCCCCAAGAGACUGGGGUACUCAAGGAUUGGUUUUCUCAACAAGAGCUUGCCUAGAAGCAAGGGAGUUUUGUGAUAUACCUAGGUAGUCUCUGGGUGAGGCGGUACUGCGAGACCAACAAGCAAUCCCGACGUCAAGUUAGCAUGUCGCACAGAAGCGACAUCAGCUUAGCCACGCUGGCAGACUGGCCCAGGGUCAAGUUGGCGUACAAUUUGCCACGUCCUGUCUGUGCUCACUGACAUAGCCAUCACCUACUGCCCGUUUUCCUUCUUCAACUGCUGCCCAUGUGAAUGAGCAUCCGAUACUAUGUACCUCUUUGGAAUUAUCAAGUGCGGCAAUCGUCAGCGAAUGAAAAAUUUCCAGCCCCACAAAGACCACGAUCUCCCCAAUU